Messenger RNA from Lynx canadensis (Canada lynx), 3437 nucleotides. It is a transcript of the gene PIGR, whose product is annotated as polymeric immunoglobulin receptor. The record is from RefSeq and is a predicted model, not a curated record. The transcript has 11 exons. NCBI's taxonomy places the organism in Eukaryota, Metazoa, Chordata, Mammalia, Carnivora, Felidae. The coding region runs from base 200 to 2482 and encodes 760 amino acids.
GUGGGUCAAGCACUGCACACAGUUUCGGUUUUGGCAGCCGCAUCCAGUGUCCUGCUGGCAACUUCUGGAGAGCCCCAGGUUGUGGACUGGCCAGCAGGCUGUGCCCCUGAAACUGAGUUGCCAGGAGAGAAGACAGUGGCUUAAACUUCCCACGAAAGAAGUUGGCCUGGGUGGCACAGCCCCGUGAGAGCCACCAACGAUGAAGCUCCUCUUCCUCACCUGCCUGCUGGCGGUUUUCCCAGUGGUCUCUAUGAAGAGUCCCAUAUUUGGUCCCCAGGAGGUGAGCAGUGUGGAAGGUGGCUCAGCAUCCAUCACGUGCUACUAUCCGGCCACCUCUGUCAAUCGGCAUACCCGGAAGUACUGGUGCCGGCAGGGAGCCAAGGGCCGCUGCACAACCCUCAUCUCUUCGGAGGGCUACAUCUCCAAGGAUUAUGAGGGCAGAGCCAAGCUCACCAACUUCCCCGAGAACAGCACAUUUGUGGUCAACAUUGGCCAUCUCACCCGGAAUGACUCUGGACGCUACAAGUGUGGUCUGGGCAUUAGUAGCCGAGGCCUCAACUUUGAUGUGAGCCUGGAGGUCGGCCAGGGUCCUGGGGUCGGAGAUGACACUGAAGUCUACAUAGCUGACUUGGGCAGAACAGUGACCAUUAACUGCCCUUUCAAGUCCGAAAAUUCUGAGAAAAGGAAGUCUGUGUGCAAGAAGACAGGCCAGCUCUGUGUCCUAGUCAUUGACUCCAAUGGGUAUGUGAACCCCAACUAUAGCAACAGAGCAGGCAUCGAUAUUGAUGGUACUAGUCAAGUAACGUUCAGUUUCGUUAUCGAACGAAUCCGGCUCAGCGAUGCUGGGAUAUACGUCUGCCAGGCUGGGGAUGAUUCCAGUAAUGAUAAGCACAAUGUUGACCUUCAGGUGCUGAAGCCUGAGCCUGAACUGCUUUAUGGAGACCUGAGGGGCUCAGUGACUUUUGACUGUGCCCUGGGCUCUGAGGUGGCAGGUGUGUCCAAAUUUCUGUGCCGAAUGAGCAAUGGGGAAGACUGUGACGUGGUCAUCAACACCCUGGGGAAGAAGUCUAAGGAUUUUGAGGGCAGGAUCCUGCUCACUCCCAGGGACCAAGGCUUCUUCAGUGUGCAUAUCACCGGCCUGAGGAAAGAGGAUGCAGGGUACUACCUGUGUGGAGCCCACUCUGAUGGCCAACCUCAUGAAGGCUCACCCACUCAGAUAUGGCAACUCUUUGUCAAUGAAGAGACCACGAUGCCCCAGAGUCCCUCUGUGGUGAAAGGUGUGGUCGGAGGCUCCGUGGCAGUGCUUUGCCCCUACAACCCUAAGGAAACAGAUAGCCUAAAGUACUGGUGUCGCUGGGAAGACACUCCAAAUGGCCGCUGCCAGCAGCUGGUAGAGAGUGAGGGGCUGGUUAAUGAACAGUAUGAGGGCAGGCUCGCGCUAUACAAAGAGCCAGGCAAUGGCACCUAUACAGUCCUACUCAACCAGCUCACCAAUGAGGACGCUGGCUUCUACUGGUGUCUGACCAGUGGCGAUACUCACUGGAGGUCCACAGUGGAGCUCAAGAUUGUAGAAGGAGAACCGAGCCUCAAGGCACCCAAGAAUGUCACUGCUUGGGUGGGAGAGACUUUCAAGCUCCCCUGCCACUUCCCGUGCAAAUACUACUCCUAUGAGAAAUACUGGUGCAAGUGGAGUAACAAAGGGUGCAAGACCCUGCCCACCCAAGAUGAUGGUCCCAGCCAGGCCUUCGUGAACUGUGACCAGAAGAGCCAGAUAAUUUCCCUGACCCUGAACCCAGUUGCCAAGGAGGAUGAAGGCUGGUACUGGUGCGGGGUGAAGGAAGGCCACCGAUACGGGGAGACCAUGGCUGUCUAUGUGGCAGUCGAGGAGAGGGUAAGGGGGUCCCAAGAUGUCAGCCAAGUGAGGGCUGCUCCUGGUGAAGAGGAAGUAGAGUCAAGUGUCAGGAAGACUGAGAACAAAGUGAUUCAAGAUCCCAGGCUUUCUGUGGAGGACAGACCAGUGAAGGAUACUGAAGACCCCGCUGGUGAGAGCAGAGCAUCCGCGGACACGGACAGCUCUGUGGGACAAGGCAGGAGCUCCAAAGUUCUUGUCUCUACCCUGGUGCCCCUGGGCCUGGUGCUGGCACUGGGGGCCGUGGUAGUGGGGGUGCUCAGAGCACGGCACCGGAAGAAUGUUGACCGGAUUUCGGUUAGAAGCUACAGGACAGACAUUAGCAUGUCGGACUUCGAGAACUCCAGGGAAUUUGGUGCCAAUGACAACAUGGGAGCCUCUCAAGUCACUCAGGAAACAUCUCUUGGAGGAAAAGAUGAGUUCAGCGCCACCACUGGGAAUACCAUGGAGACGGAAGAACCCAAGAAACCGAAAAGGUCCUCCAAGGAGGAAGCUGAUAUGGCCUACACUGCCUUCUUGCUCCAGACCAACAACAUGGCUGCCGACGUCCAGGGGGCACCCAGUGAAGCCUAGGCACCAGCUGUGCCCUCCCACCAUCCAUGACAAUCACCUUCAGAAUCAUGUUGAUCCCUGGGGCCCUCAGCUCCAGGGUGCCUCACUGCGUGCCCCCUCACUGCAUGGGAUUCUCAAAGGGAUUCUCCUCCUCACUCCACCCCUCCUUCUCUCCAUCUCCCCCUCUCUUUCAUCUUUUCUUCUUUCCUUCAUUGAAAAUACAUAGUUGGUUAUUCACCAGAACCAAGGCAGCCUUCUAGACACUGGGACAGAAAGGCCGUCACCCCGGCCAGCAGCAUUCACGGAAUCCUUGGAAACUGCAGCUCCUCUUGGUGCAGUUAUACUCACCAAGACCUGAAAUCCUCAUCAGGUCUACUCACCUCUGCCCAUAGUGGGAGAGAAAUCAUAAACUAUCUGGAGUCCUGGGGCCUUAGGGAUCAUGUAACGUGGGUUUACAUACAAGGAAUCACACACACACAUGCAAACCUUUCACACAUGAGAGGUAAAGAGGUUUGCUCAAGGGCACCAUGUAGCAUAAACUAGUGUCAAAACCAGGUUUGGUACCUCUACCUGUCCUCUUGACCAGGAAUCUCUCUACAAGGACCCUUGCACUCCUGAUGGAGGCAGAGUUCUAGAAUAAGGAGGAGGAGGAGGAAGAGAAAAAUGUAAUGGAGACUAGUCUUUCGCAAGCCCCACCUCGGGGAAGAGGACUCUGUCUUUUUCUGUCACUCAAAUGGACCUAACGGGAUAAAAGAGUAGUCAAAUACGCAUAAAGCCACUUAUUCGAAGAGCUCUGAACCAAAGGAAGGAAAGAGGGUGUUUGAUGAUGCUGGGGAGGGGCUGAUCUCCAAAGAACUAAGGUUUAAGGUCUUUUUCCCUCUGAGCUCUGUACUUCAACCAGCACCUACCAGCUGAAACUUGCUUCCAAAUCAAAGAUGUGAUUUAAUUAAUAAUUAAAGACCAUGAUUGCCACCAA